AUUUGCAUUUUUUUUCUUUUCUUCAAACAAUGAAAUUUUCCGAAUGGCGUCUUGAAUAUCUUAAAUGUUCAUAUCUAAAUUAUGGACAAAAUAAUUCGGGUUCAAUAAAAUUUUGUGGAAAAAUUAAUCGAAUUUUUUGCUGCGGUCAUCAUGAUUGGCUUCGUCGUUGUUGUUCAUUGAAGGAUUUUCUACAUGAAAUGAGAUACUAUAAACAUUUCAUUCAAUUUCUAACCUGGUUACUUAUUAUACAAUUCAUAUUGAUCAUAUCGAUUGUCAUAUUUAUUGUAAUCAAGAUGAAAAAAUUGACUCCACACAUUUUAAUUCAUAAAUAAUCAAUU
Molecule: messenger RNA, 338 nt
Organism: Dermatophagoides pteronyssinus (European house dust mite)
Lineage: Eukaryota; Metazoa; Arthropoda; Arachnida; Sarcoptiformes; Pyroglyphidae
Source: RefSeq, a predicted model, not a curated record